UACAUAAUUCAUCUUUAUGUUUUAUUCAUUUCAGGAGGAAAUCUCUCGGAAGAGCAGCCUUAACGAAAUAGGUCAGAAAAUGUCGGUGACUGGAGGCAGCCUCUCGAUGGGACAUUUCAACUGCACUUUACCGUUUGCAGUGUGGAGAGAAUAUAUUGAUACUGUUAAAUCUAACUCUGUGACCCUGGAUGAGGAUAGCGCGCAUCCGGAGCUCGAGGUGUCCGGGAGUCUGAUGAAUGUGAGAUUGACCGGGGUCAGGAGAAGCCUCGGCAACAACAGGAAGGGGUUUAUGGAAUGUCUCUGAGCGCUGGGAUCGGAGGGAUUCACAUCGGGGAGACAUUAGUGGGAGGUGGAGGUGGCGGGGAGUCGCCGCUGGAGUCUGGGAGUCGCCGCAGAGUCUGUGGAGAGGAAGAGAUGGGUCGACCUGAAACCAGAGGAAGGAUUCUGGACCAUCGAGAGAUAUCACGAGGAGGUUUCCACAAGCAAUUCUUCCCAGACCCCUCUCUCAGCCGGUCCCGUUCCCGGGAGGGUGGGAGUUUACCUCAGUUACGAAUCGGGGUCAGUCUCAUUUUAUGAUGCGGACACCAAGUCCCACCUCCACACCUUCACCGGGAAUAAAUUCGUGGGGAAAAUGUAUCCCUUCUUUGGUGCUUGGGAUGAAAAUCAAUGGCUGAAGAUAUGCUUCAUUCCCUGCUCGAAUCAGUAAAAGGGUCGGGCCCCGGGACCGGCGUCAUGAGCGGGGCUGAGGGGCUGUCUUUGGCUGUGGGGCAGAAACCGUGCGGAAAACAGGUUGGCGCUGAACCGGUUGUAUU
Molecule: messenger RNA, 812 nt
Organism: Amblyraja radiata (thorny skate)
Lineage: Eukaryota; Metazoa; Chordata; Chondrichthyes; Rajiformes; Rajidae
Product: zinc-binding protein A33-like
Exons: 3
Coding region: 17-304 (95 amino acids)
Source: RefSeq, a predicted model, not a curated record